Molecule: messenger RNA, 1068 nt
Organism: Chrysochloris asiatica (Cape golden mole)
Lineage: Eukaryota; Metazoa; Chordata; Mammalia; Afrosoricida; Chrysochloridae
Product: zinc finger protein 571-like
Exons: 3
Coding region: 1-1068 (355 amino acids)
Biological process (GO): regulation of DNA-templated transcription
Source: RefSeq, a predicted model, not a curated record
AUGAUCAUUGAAGAUGUUGCUGUGGUCUUCACGCACGAAGAGUGGGAUUUGCUGGAUCCUGCUCAGAGGAAACUCUACAGAGACGUGAUGAUGGAAACCUUGAGAAACCUGGCUUCAGUCGGAACUCACAGUGCACAGAGGCCAUUUGAAUGUGAAGAGUGUAGGAAAUCCUUUAGGGAUUCCUCACAGCAGAGUCGACAUUUGCAAACUCACAGUGGAGACAGGCUCUAUGAAUGUAAUCAAUGUGAGAAAGAGUGUAGCUGCCCCUCAAGGCUCACGAGACAUAAAACAGUCCAUAGUGCAAAGAGGGCUUAUGAAUGUAAGGAGUGUGGGAAAGCCUUUAGAACAACUUCACAACUUACAACACAUAGAGGAAUUCACAGUGCGGAGAGGCCCUAUGAAUGUAAGGAGUGUGGGAAAGGCUUUGUAACACCCUCAAGACUCAGAACACAUACAGUAAUUCACAGUGGAGAGAGGCCCUAUGAAUGUAAAGAAUGUGGAAAAGCCUUUAGAACAACCGCACAUCUUACAGCACAUAGAAUAAUCCACAGUGGAGAGAAGCCUUAUGAAUGUAAGGAGUGUGGGAAAACCUUUAGCAGAACCUCACACCUUAAAACACAUGAAAUAAUACACAGUGCAGAGAGGCCCUAUGAAUGUAAGGAAUGUGGGAAAGGCUUUCUAACACCCUCAAACCUCAGAAGACAUACAAUAAUCCACAGUGGAGAGAGGCCCUAUGAAUGUAAAGAAUGUGGAAAAGCCUUUGUCACAACCUCACAUCUUACAGCACAUAGAAUAAUCCACAGUGGAGAGAAGCCUUAUGAAUGUAAGGAGUGUGGGAAAACCUUUAAAAGCACCUCACACCUUAAAAUACAUAGAAUAAUCCACAGUGCAGAGAGGCCCUAUGAAUGUAAGGAGUGUGGGAAAGCGUUUAGAACAACUUCACACCUUAGAAGACAUAGAAGAAUCCACAGUGCAGAGAGCCUCUGUGAAUGUAAGGAGUGUGGGAAAGCAUUUAGAACAACUGGACACCUUAGAAGACAUAGAAGAAUCCACAGCUGUCCCUAUUAG